Molecule: messenger RNA, 6675 nt
Organism: Diorhabda sublineata
Lineage: Eukaryota; Metazoa; Arthropoda; Insecta; Coleoptera; Chrysomelidae
Product: gastrula zinc finger protein XlCGF26.1-like
Exons: 6
Coding region: 124-2049 (641 amino acids)
Biological process (GO): regulation of transcription by RNA polymerase II
Cellular component (GO): nucleus
Molecular function (GO): zinc ion binding; RNA polymerase II cis-regulatory region sequence-specific DNA binding; DNA-binding transcription factor activity, RNA polymerase II-specific
Source: RefSeq, a predicted model, not a curated record
AUUAAUUGUGUGAAAAUGUCAAAGUUAUUUUUUAUUUUCGUCAUUAAGUAAAGUUUAUUUAUCGGAUAAAAUAAUGAAAAAUAACAUAUCCGCCCAUUUUACCAAAUAAAUUUGAAAUUUAAGAUGGAUGUUAGUGAAAAAAAAUCGUUUUUUAAAUUAAACAAUGAUAUAUGUUGUGUUUGUUUACAACAAGAUAAUCUACAGGUUAUUAAGGAAAAUGAGUUUUUAUACGAAAUAUUCAUUAAGUUAAGUGGUAAACGAGUGAGAUUACGCAAUUUUACAUUUUGUAUAACAUGUAGUCGAAAACUGGAAAUGAUUUCGAAUUUUAUUUAUUCGUUUAAAAACCACUGUCAACUCGAAUUUUUCAAAAAAGAAUCUUGCUGCGAAUUUUGUUUUGAUUCAAAUACUAUGACUAAAUUUCCGCAACAUCUUUUAGACGUUUUUCAAAAGAUAACAGAUUUUCAGCCGAUAUUUAAUUGUUCUACAAACAUUUGUUACAAGUGCCUUAACAUAUUAGAGGAAACUUCGACUUUUAUAGACAUAAUAAAAAACAAUGAACAAUCAAUGAAACAUGUAGUAACAAUAAAACAAGAAAUAAUAACGGAAAAUCUGUGUGAUCAUGUCAAAUCAAACGAAGCUUUAAAAAUAGAAAUUAAGGAAGAAAUUAAUGAUGUAGAUGAUAUAUUUGAAGAAACUCCUGAAGUUAAGACUGAAUUUUUUGAUGAAACUGAAAGUACAGGGGAAGUUAUCGAAGAUGGCGAGUGUUCUGAAAAUGUCUUAAAAAUGGAGAUUGGAGAUGAAGGUCUCCAAUAUAAUUACGAAGAAAAUAUACCGAUUCAUUGUUCUGUUUGUAACAGAUCUUUUGAAACUACCGGCGGGUUAUUGAAUCAUUUGAAACGAAGGUUGAGGUGCAGAUAUCAAACGAAAUUUGUUGCCCAAUUUUGGAAAUGUUUUUUAAAAAAAGUCGCCAAGCCUUUUAAAUGCCAAGUGUGCCUUAAAUAUUUUUCUUCGAUAUAUCAAAAAGACAAACACACCGAAGCUCAUUUUGGUAAAGCUUGUGUAGCGUGUAUUUUCUGCGGUGAAUAUUUCAUCAAACAAAAAGAGUAUUUACAACAUUACAGACACCAUUCGACCAAACAAUUCCCUAUAAAAUGUAAAACUUGCCCUAGAAGGUUUCCCACCAAAACCGUCUACAUCAAACAUUUAAAAACCCACAAAGACAUUUCGAAAAAUCGAUACAGAUGCAAAAAAUGCGGCUCGACGCAUUCCAAAAAAUCGCUAUUGCUAAAACAUACGCAAAAAGAAAAAUUAAAUUGUGCCUAUUGUACGAAAACGUUUUGUAAAAAGAGCGACUUGACCAGCCACUUGCGGUCCCACACCGGCGAGAAGCCCUACCAAUGCGCGGUUUGCAGCUGGCGAUUCAGUUUUAAAGGAAAUUUGAUCAAACAUUGCACCAUACACACCGGUUAUAAAGCCCACACGUGCGAAAUUUGUCUGAAAAGCUUCUCUCGAGCAGAUUAUCUGAAAAGCCAUUACGUCGGUGUACAUAAAAAGGAAAUUGGUAUCCGGAAAAGGCGUCAAUACAAGAAAAAAAUUGUCGUUAAAUCGAGGUGUGUUUGUAAUAUUUGCGAUAAAGUGUGUCCUUCCAAAACGUCGUUGACAUCUCACAUGAGGGUGCACAAUAGGGAAGAUACGUUUAAAUGUACAGUUUGUGACAAAUCGUUUCGUUAUAAAGGUUUGCUGAACGGUCAUAUGAAAAUUCAUUUGAAUUAUCGCCCGUACGCUUGCGGUUUGUGUCCGAAGACGUUUAUAAAGCGAAACGAUCUCACUCGUCAUACCAAGACGCAUACCAAAGAGAAAAACUUCAAAUGCGAAAUUUGCGGCGAUAGAUUUUCAAGAAAAGACGUUCUCAGAUUGCAUUUGAGAGGACAUACGGGACAGAGGCCGUACGAAUGCGAAUAUUGUUUGAAAACGUUCAUACAAAAGAGUAAUAUGACUCAUCAUCUUAAAAAAUGCAGAUCGAUUGUCAAAAUCGAUUUUUCCGAUUGAUUUUUGUGUUUCGAAUGCGUCUGAACUAGUGAGUAAAUUUUCAUUUUUUUUUUUCAAUUAUAAUAUGAUUUUUUCGAAAUAUAAAAAAUUUUCCCGGACUAUAAAAAUCGUGUCAGUUUUUAAUGAAAUUUUCUCGUACUAUAAAAAAUUUAUGUAUUAUGCGAUUUUAUAUCAAUUACGAGACAACGACUGAAUUUUCAACGAAUUUUCUCGGACUAUAACAAAUUAAAACCCUAAUUUUCUCUGACUGUAUUGAAUUUUAAACUUCAUAGAUCAUAAAAAUGGAUCUUAGGUAAUUGAAUAUAUUUUUCUGAUUCGUUUAAUUACUCUCCGCAACACUUUUAUAUAAUUUUGAGUCAACUAGCAUCUUUAUUUGUAUUUCUAACGAAUUUUCUCGGACUAUAACAAAUUAAAACCCUUCUAGAUCAUCAUGAAUGUGUAAAAAAUGAUCUUAAAUGAUUGAAAGUGUUGCUUGAAUCAUCUAAUGAUUGUUUCUAGCUCGAUUUGAUAAUUUCAAGUCAAUGACCUUCAAAAUUUGAAUUUUCAAAGAAUUUUCUCUGACUAUAUUGAAUUUUAUACUUCAUAGAUCAUAAAAAUGGAUCUUAGGUAAUUGAAUAUAUUUUUCUGAUUCGUUUAAUUACUCUCCGCAACACUUUUAUAUAAUUUUGAGUCAACUAGCAUCUUUAUUUGUAUUUCUAACGAAUUUUCUCGGACUAUAACAAAUUAAAACCCUUCUAGAUCAUCAUGAAUGUGUAAAAAAUGAUCUUAAAUGAUUGAAAGUGUUGCUUGAAUCAUCUAAUGAUUGUCUCUAGACCGAUUUGGUAAUUUCAAGUCAAUGACAUUCAAAAUUUGAAUUUUCAAAGAAUUUUCUCUGACUAUAUUGAAUUUUAUACUUCAUAGAUCAUAAAAAUGGAUCUUAGGUAAUUGAAUAUAUUUUUCUGAUUCGUUUAAUUACUCUCCGCAACACUUUUGUAUAAUUUUGAGUCAACUAGCAUCUUUAUUUGUAUUUCUAACGAAUUUUCUCGGACUAUAACAAAUUAAAACCCUUCUAGAUCAUCAUGAAUGUGUAAAAAAUGAUCUUAAAUGAUUGAAAGUGUUGCUUGAAUCAUCUAAUGAUUGUUUCUAGCUCGAUUUGAUAAUUUCAAGUCAAUGACCUUCAAAAUUUGAAUUUUCAAAGAAUUUUCUCUGACUAUAUUGAAUUUUAUACUUCAUAGAUCAUAAAAAUGGAUCUUAGGUAAUUGAAUAUAUUUUUCUGAUUCGUUUAAUUACUCUCCGCAACACUUUUAUAUAAUUUUGAGUCAACUAGCAUCUUUAUUUGUAUUUCUAACGAAUUUUCUCGGACUAUAACAAAUUAAAACCCUUCUAGAUCAUCAUGAAUGUGUAAAAAAUGAUCUUAAAUGAUUGAAAGUGUUGCUUGAAUCAUCUAAUGAUUGUCUCUAGACCGAUUUGGUAAUUUCAAGUCAAUGACAUUCAAAAUUUGAAUUUUCAAAGAAUUUUCUCUGACUAUAUUGAAUUUUAUACUUCAUAGAUCAUAAAAAUGGAUCUUAGGUAAUUGAAUAUAUUUUUCUGAUUCGUUUAAUUACUCUCCGCAACACUUUUGUAUAAUUUUGAGUCAACUAGCAUCUUUAUUUGUAUUUCUAACGAAUUUUCUCGGACUAUAACAAAUUAAAACCCUUCUAGAUCAUCAUGAAUGUGUAAAAAAUGAUCUUAAAUGAUUGAAAGUGUUGCUUGAAUCAUCUAAUGAUUGUUUCUAGCUCGAUUUGAUAAUUUCAAGUCAAUGACCUUCAAAAUUUGAAUUUUCAAAGAAUUUUCUCUGACUAUAUUGAAUUUUAUACUUCAUAGAUCAUAAAAAUGGAUCUUAGGUAAUUGAAUAUAUUUUUCUGAUUCGUUUAAUUACUCUCCGCAACACUUUUAUAUAAUUUUGAGUCAACUAGCAUCUUUAUUUGUAUUUCUAACGAAUUUUCUCGGACUAUAACAAAUUAAAACCCUUCUAGAUCAUCAUGAAUGUGUAAAAAAUGAUCUUAAAUGAUUGAAAGUGUUGCUUGAAUCAUCUAAUGAUUGUCUCUAGACCGAUUUGGUAAUUUCAAGUCAAUGACAUUCAAAAUUUGAAUUUUCAAAGAAUUUUCUCUGACUAUAUUGAAUUUUAUACUUCAUAGAUCAUAAAAAUGGAUCUUAGGUAAUUGAAUAUAUUUUUCUGAUUCGUUUAAUUACUCUCCGCAACACUUUUGUAUAAUUUUGAGUCAACUAGCAUCUUUAUUUGUAUUUCUAACGAAUUUUCUCGGACUAUAACAAAUUAAAACCCUUCUAGAUCAUCAUGAAUGUGUAAAAAAUGAUCUUAAAUGAUUGAAAGUGUUGCUUGAAUCAUCUAAUGAUUGUUUCUAGCUCGAUUUGAUAAUUUCAAGUCAAUGACCUUCAAAAUUUGAAUUUUCAAAGAAUUUUCUCUGACUAUAUUGAAUUUUAUACUUCAUAGAUCAUAAAAAUGGAUCUUAGGUAAUUGAAUAUAUUUUUCUGAUUCGUUUAAUUACUCUCCGCAACACUUUUAUAUAAUUUUGAGUCAACUAGCAUCUUUAUUUGUAUUUCUAACGAAUUUUCUCGGACUAUAACAAAUUAAAACCCUUCUAGAUCAUCAUGAAUGUGUAAAAAAUGAUCUUAAAUGAUUGAAAGUGUUGCUUGAAUCAUCUAAUGAUUGUCUCUAGACCGAUUUGGUAAUUUCAAGUCAAUGACAUUCAAAAUUUGAAUUUUCAAAGAAUUUUCUCUGACUGUAUUGAAUUUUAUACUUCAUAGAUCAUAAAAAUGGAUCUUAGGUAAUUGAAUAUAUUUUUCUGAUUCGUUUAAUUACUCUCCGCAACACUUUUGUAUAAUUUUGAGUCAACUAGCAUCUUUAUUUGUAUUUCUAACGAAUUUUCUCGGACUAUAACAAAUUAAAACCCUUCUAGAUCAUCAUGAAUGUGUAAAAAAUGAUCUUAAAUGAUUGAAAGUGUUGCUUGAAUCAUCUAAUGAUUGUCUCUAGCUCGAUUUGAUAAUUUCAAGUCAAUGACCUUCAAAAUUUGAAUUUUCUCUGACUAUAACAAGUUUAAAAUAUGAUUGAUCUUGUUUACUUUCUGCAAAUAACUUUAUUAUGGUUUUUAAUUCUCGAAAUAUAUUGACAUGAUCAACUAUAUUUAGUAUGUCAAUUUUAGAUGGAAUUUUCCCGUACUAUAACAAAUUUUAAACAUUGUAGAUCAUUAGUAGCUUAUUGACAACAUUGGGUGAUUAAAAUGUUGAUAAAUUUGUUAAAUGACUUUCUAAUGACUUUAUUAUUUUAUUCUAUAGAAUUUAUCGAAAAUUACUGUGUAAAUUUAUUUAUUUUCAUUUAUAUUGAAAAGAUAAACGUUAUAUUAGUCUCAUUCUAAAAUAAAAACUUUUACAAAAUAUUUAAUAGAUAAAUUGUUGACAGAAAAAUGAUUUUCUUGUUAUUGGUACUAUGCCAAAUUUAAAAUGAAAAUUAUCAACUCACUUCUGUGAGGAUGAGUCUUUUGUUAUUUUUUUUACAAAAGCAAUUUUUUACUAAUUUGUUAACCAAGUGCAAAAAAUACUACUACGCAUUUAUAUUUUAAAGAUUUUAUUUAUAUUUAUUAUAUUUGGGGUAUAAUUAUCUUAGUUACAGUAUAUUGUGUAUAUUUAUAAAUACUUGCAACUUAAAACAAAACUAUAUACAGUAUGAUCUAAAAAAAUCACUAAUUUUUUGGUUAUUUCGUUAAAAUCCUAUAAUAUUUUAAUGAAUCAUUGAUAAAUUAUAUUUAAACGAAUAUUAAUGAGCAAUAAAUACGAAACGAAUAUCAUGUAUUAACAAACAUAUCAUUAGGAUUGAAAAAUCAACUAAAAACUGAUAUUAUAAUGACAAUAAACAAAGAUUAAUUACAAUUACCAAUAUUUACGACUGACCAUACAAUAUUUUGUUAUUUUCCAUAUUUCAGUUUUAAAAUUAAACUUAAUACAGUUUUUCCAGUGUAAUUAUUCGUAAUAACCCAUUAAAAACAUGGUUUUAUACUGAAUUAUGAAAACUUUUGGUUUCUAUUCACUUUCAAAACACUCCAGAUUAAAAACAAAUUUGAGAAAUCGAAGAUCUAUGCAAAUAACUACUAAAUUAUACAUACGGAUUUAUGCUCAAAAGACUAGACAGUCUAAUGGCGUUUCUGUAAUUUUAAAAAAAGUUGCAAGUAUAUGAUUUGAAAUAUGAAUAUUUAAAUUAUAAAUAUAUAAAUUCAAAGUUGUAUUUACUUACGUUAGCUGUUGAUUUAUUCAUUUAUACCUUUAUUUUAUAUAAAGCACAAGUUAAAACUGGGUUUGAAUUAAUGUUAUCUCCAAAAUAAUUUUUAUGGUUAUAUUAGAUUCAUUAUAUCUUCUAUUCGUUAUUGUAAUUUCAAAUAUAUAUCAAUAUAUUAUUUUUAACGUAUUCAUUUGCUUUAUUUCCCCUAAAUUCAUCACAUGUUUGCUUUAAUACAGUGGACACAAUAUUAGGUGGAAAUAAUUGAUAUUAAAUAGUUUUUCUUACAGUAAUUCAUAGUUUAAUGUGUAAAAUCUCUUGAGAAUCUUAACGUAUUGUAACAAACGGUAAGUCCCUUUAUUUUAUCUUAUUUUUCGUUA